UAAAAAAAAAUUUUUUGAGAUUUGUACCACAGAUCUGGAAAAUCACAUGAUAUCCAUCAAAAGAUGGACAUUAUAACAAAUAAUAAAUAAAAGUUUUCGUCAAAAUUUAUUUUUGGCACCCGACGUUAAUAUAAAUGAGUAAACCAAGGCCUAGAUCAUUUUCUGCAACUCCUUCAGCUGAGCAGACCAGUAAAAAUGUUAUAACAGCAUCCGCUAAGGGGUUACUUACCGAGCAACAAGUUAACAAGCUAGCGAACAUUCGUCAAAGCACCAAUGGGAAAAGUUUCGAAUCGUCAACAAAUAAAUCACGCGUUUCUCAAUAUAAAUUAACCCCUGAAGGUUAUACCUCAAAGUCAUUUUAUGAUGAACGUGAGUUCAUUAGCGCGCCAUUAAAUUCUAGAGUUCGUUAUUCACCGACGCGGGACAUCAAUGAAAAAGAUUUGAAAAUAGGUUUAUUACCACUGCAAUUACAAGAAUAUGCAAUUAUCGAGGAUUUAUUAUUCGUGAUGAUGGUAUGAAAUAAAUUACUUAAGGAUAUUUAUUUCACUAUAGUAAUAUUGACACCUUCAAUACUACUAAAGGGGAUAGAAGGCAAAUGUAUCUUAAUGGGCAAAUCUGAAGAACAGACAGAAAGAUUCAACUAUUAUGUAGAUGAAUCACUAGGUAUUAAUUUUUCCUCAUUAGUAUAG
Molecule: messenger RNA, 689 nt
Organism: Rhizophagus irregularis DAOM 181602=DAOM 197198
Lineage: Eukaryota; Fungi; Glomeromycota; Glomeromycetes; Glomerales; Glomeraceae
Source: RefSeq, a predicted model, not a curated record